Trichobilharzia szidati is the source of this 1005-nucleotide messenger RNA. The record is from the annotation of a GenBank genome assembly. Lineage: Eukaryota; Metazoa; Platyhelminthes; Trematoda; Strigeidida; Schistosomatidae.
AUGUUUGACUCCUUGUUCUGUGGUACGUGUGCUAGAAUUUUUCGUCUAUGUGCUAUCGAUCAAUUUAUACAACAUAAAUCAGAUGGCUGUUCAAGGCUGAGUUUUGGAAAUGAGUUAUUUUUGGAAUGCUCUCAUUGUGAUGAAUGUUACAUUUCACCAUUGGAUCUUAUUGCACAUGUUGAAUGCGCACAUGGAAUAUCUAUUAUGAAGCAUACAUCAAGUAUGGUCAACAACUCUAACAGUUUUCCACACGAAGUGAUGUCUAUCUCAGACACAACGAGUUCAUCUUUUAUAGUUGCUGAUGACAAAAGUAGCUAUAACUCUGCGAAUUCAAAUGACAUAAACUCAGCUCCAUGUGAGUCAGUGAGUCAAGUCCCAUCUGUCUUAAGCUCUACCUCAACUGACUACACUUCAAUCGCUCCGGGUAUUUCUACUACUUCGGUUGUUCGUAAAACCUGUUGUCUUGUUGAUGGAAGUUCUCCAUGCACCCAAAUGUCUUCGUGCCCAAUUUUGUUUUCUCAAGAGUCAGAUUGUGAAACGGAACAAGUAUUCGAUGAUAACUCACUAAAGCCUCCAGAUGAUUCAAACCCAGAUACCACCUCAGUUUGCAGUCAAAUAAAUUUAUGUGCCCAGACAACCCCUGCUUCCAGUGAACGUAAGCCUUUAUUAAAUUUUGUUUGUGAAUAUUGUCAGAGGGAGUUCUCUCAAAAGGUUCACUUACAGAAACAUAUUAUGUCAACUCAUACCAAAAACAAACCAUUCAAGUGUUCAGUUUGCUCGUAUCAGACUGUGGAGAAAAGUCACCUGAAGACCCAUUUCCGAAAACACACAGGAGAAAAACCAUUUGCUUGUACUCUGUGCACUUACAGAGCAGCUCAACAUUCUACAUUAAAGCAACAUUGUCUUAAGAAACAUCACAAUGCGUUUCUUUGUUGUAGAAAUUGCAGUAUCCGCUUUGUAACUCUAACGGAACUUGAAAACCAUCAAAAGAUAUGUUUCCCUUAA